Talaromyces proteolyticus is the source of this 3840-nucleotide messenger RNA. RefSeq names its product putative P-type ATPase. Gene Ontology annotation, biological process: intracellular calcium ion homeostasis. Gene Ontology annotation, cellular component: membrane. The record is from RefSeq and is a predicted model, not a curated record. The transcript has 20 exons. Gene Ontology annotation, molecular function: ATPase-coupled monoatomic cation transmembrane transporter activity; ATP hydrolysis activity; P-type ion transporter activity. The coding region runs from base 1 to 3840 and encodes 1279 amino acids. Lineage: Eukaryota; Fungi; Ascomycota; Eurotiomycetes; Eurotiales; Trichocomaceae.
AUGGCACACGAUGAAGUAUUCUCUGGGCCUAUGUCGGAGAGUGUUCCUUCCAGUACCGUAUCGUUUGCUCAUCGCCGGUCUCGAAACGAUUCAAUCGUUUCCUUUACUUAUCUUGAAGAUGACCAUCUCGGAUGGGAAAGCGAAGAAGCUGUGGAAUAUGACGGAGUAUCAGUUGACAGGGAAGUGAAUGACGAAUAUGAUGAACAGGAUUUGGUGCAAUUCCCUGGACGCGCGGGGAGUCGGUCAUACUCCCAACCAUCUAUCGAAGAUCCUCUACUAUCUCGGUAUGAAUCUUCACAUUCAUUGACAGAUUGGAAGAAGGGUGGGGGCCGCGUUAGUCAGAAGAUAUACAUCGUGACCGAGGACUUGACAGCUGUUAUCACAGGGUUUAGUACUAGCCCUAGUGGAUUUGCAGUUUACAUGGCCUUAUGCACAUUGUCUUUGGGCCUGGCUUAUCUUGUUCUACGUUGGGUCCCCAAGUGGCGUCUACGGUUGAUAGGAACCCCAGCGCCGCUUAGUGACUGCCAUUGGGCUGCAAUUGAAGACCAGUAUGGGCAGUUUGUGAUCCUCCAGAUAUCAAACCAAAACUACGGGUCCCCUCUAUCUACUGUCUUUAACAUUACCUCAUCGGGCACUUUAAAUCCAGAAAAUGAUGAGGACAACGACCCAGUUUUGACUUACCUGAGAUUUGUGGACUAUCGGUACUUGAGAUUUGUUUAUCACCCGCUCAAAGAUAAGUUCGAGGCGGUCAGCGGCUGGAAGGACCCGUGCUGGACAAAUAUCAAACUCAUGCGGCUGGGAUUGGAUGCCGACGAAAGAGACAGGAGAGAAUAUGUUUUUGGCCGAAACCUCAUUGAUGUGCAUCAAAAGUCCAUGCCUCAACUUCUCGUCGACGAGGUGCUUCAUCCUUUCUAUAUUUUUCAGGUUGCAAGUUUAGUUUUGUGGUCUCUAGACGACUAUUAUUAUUAUGCUGCAUGCAUCUUUUUCAUUUCUCUCUUUAGUAUCAGCGCUACCAUCAUAGAGACACGAUCAACAAUGUCCCGGCUGAGAGAAGUAUCUCAUUUCGAAUGCAAUGUGAGAGUGCUCCGAAACGGUUUUUGGCGAACUGUCCCGUCUACCAAUAUGGUCCCUGGUGAUGUUUUCGAAGUCUCGGAUCCAUCGCUGACUCAAGUACCCUGCGAUUGUUUGUUACUAUCAGGUGAUUGCAUAAUCAAUGAAAGCAUGUUGACCGGCGAGUCUGUUCCAGUUUCCAAAUCACCUGUUACAGAUGAUGUUCUUGACAGCCUCGACUUAAAAGCACCCUCCAUUCAUCCAGCUAUAGCCAAAAAUUUCCUUUUCUAUGGCACGAAAAUGAUACGCGCGAGAAAGCCGCGUGAUACUGAUGGUGAAGCUGUUGCUCUUGGGAUUGCUCUACGUACCGGUUUUUCUACCACCAAAGGCUCCUUAGUUCGCUCAAUGCUUUUCCCGAAACCUUCUGGCUUCAAGUUCUACCGAGACUCUUUCCGCUAUAUUUCAGUAAUGGGAGUUAUUGCAUUGUUCGGUUUCAUGGCUUCAUUUGCGAACUUCAUCAGACUUGGGCUUUCUUGGCGCACUGUCAUAGUUAGGGCUCUUGAUCUUAUAACUAUAGUCGUUCCACCGGCAUUGCCAGCGACUCUCACUAUAGGAACGAAUUUUGCAUUAAGUCGGCUGAAAAAAGAGCAGAUAUUCUGCAUAAGUCCACAGAGAGUUAAUGUUGGGGGUAAAUUAGAUGUUGUCUGUUUCGACAAGACCGGAACAUUAACCGAAGAUGGGUUAGAUGUGCUCGGUAUCCAAACAGUUGAUAGGAACGUGAGGUUCAGUGAUAUGUUUUCUAACCCGGGAGACAUAUUCUCCAGUGUUAAUUCGCGACGAAAUACUUCGGUUUACUAUGGUAGAUGCAGAGAAGUUAUCCAUACCAUGGCGACUUGUCACUCUCUCCGGGUUGUUGACGGAGAGCUUCUCGGUGAUCCUCUUGACAUUAAAAUGUUCGAAUUUACUGGUUGGACGUUUGAAGAAGGUGGCAAUGCACAGGUUGAUAAUCAAACAAGCAUUAAAGGGGAUACAAUCAUACCCUCAGUUGCGAGACCCCCUAAUGUGAGCUAUGGUUUCCAGAAUGAGCAAGAAGGACGCCUCGAGUUAGGCAUAUUGAGGUCAUUCGAAUUUGUUUCUCAACUUCGCCGUACCAGUGUUGUGGUCCGACAGUUCGGUGACAACGGUGCCAGUAUAUUCGUAAAAGGCGCCCCGGAAUGUAUGAAGGAUAUCUGCCGCAUCGACACCUUGCCACAAGAUUUCGAUGAAUUGUUGAAUUUUUAUACCCACAGGGGCUAUCGAGUCAUUGCCUGUGCUGCAAAAUACGAAAGCAAACUAAGCUGGAUGAAAAUCCAGAAAAUGUCAAGAGAACAAGCCGAAUCCAAUCUGACCUUUCUUGGCUUCAUAAUAUUUGAGAAUAAACUAAAGAAUACAACGGCACCCGUCAUAAGCGAAUUAAGAAGGGCUGGAAUACGCAAUGUUAUGUGUACAGGCGAUAACAUUCUCACUGCCAUAAGUGUCGCUCGUGAUUGCGGUUUAAUAGACCAGGACGCUUCUUGUUUUGUUCCUCGCUUUUCUGAAAAUACCCACCAUCUUGAUCCUAACGCUACUUUACUUUGGGAAAACGUUGAUAACCCAGCUGUCAAGCUUGACGAGCUAUCACUUAUGCCAAUGUUCAAUUCUACAGACAACGACAUCUCCGGGCCUUUCGCUAAUUUUAACAUGCGCACAUAUUCUUUGGCAGUCAGCGGAGAUGUUUUCCGAUGGCUUAUCAGUUAUGGAAACGAAGAAACGCUUAAAAGAGUUCUAAUAAAAGGUCAAGUCUUCGCUCGGAUGUCCCCGGAUGAAAAGCAUGAGCUUGUUGAAAAACUUCAGACUUUAGAUUACUGCUGCGGGUUUUGUGGAGACGGAGCGAACGAUUGCGGCGCUCUUAAAGCUGCAGACGUUGGGAUAUCUUUGUCUGACGCAGAAGCGUCAGUUGCUGCACCUUUUACAAGCCGAGUUUUUGAUAUAUCAUGUGUUCCAAAGCUUAUAAAGGAGGGACGAGCUGCGCUUGUGACAAGUUUCUGUUGCUUCAAAUAUAUGAGUCUUUAUUCCGCCAUUCAGUUCACCAGUGUGAGCUUUCUGUACACAUCAGCUUCGAAUUUGGGAGAUUUCCAGUUCCUUUUUAUUGACUUGGCUGUGAUACUGCCUAUAGCCAUUUUUAUGGGCUGGAAUGGCCCUUUUCCAGUUCUGACAUAUAAGCGACCAACCGCGGAUCUUGUCUCUCGAAAAGUCCUAGUUCCUCUGAUCGGACAAAUGGCAAUAGCUGCAUUGACACAGUUCAUAGUGUUUGAGAUUGUCCAGACAAGGCCUUGGUUCAAACCUCCAAAGGUUGACUUGGAUGAUACUAACAUUGAGAAUUCCGAGAAUACGUCAUUGUUUCUUAUUUCGUGUUAUCAAUACAUAUUCGCCAGCAUUGUAUUGAGUGUCGGGCCACCAUUCCGGCAGUCGAUACUUAAAAACGCCCCGUUCCUCGUUACAGUUGGUCUGGAUUUGGCUAUUUCGACAUUCAUGCUGGCGGGAUCUUCAAAGGUCUUUACGCGCAUAAUGCAGCUGACGACGAUGUCCGGGGAAUUUAAAAUAUUCCUUUGCUUGUUGGCACUGGGCAGUUUGACAAUCUCCUGGAUAGGGGAGAAACAUGUUUUCCCCUCUCUGGCUCGUGCUAUGGGACGGGGAUGUCUUGGACUUCGACCCAAAGUCCAAAAACGUAGACGACAGUAUAAGGUGAUCCAGGAGCAGAUGAGGAUCUAG